AGACUGUCAGUACAUAAGUAUGACAGUAUCAGUCAAAACAUUUGCACAAUUAAAACGAACAUAUAAAAUUAUAUUCUAUCAUAAUGAUUUACACGACACAAGAAUGGUAUACGCCCGCAGAAGUGGCUAUCCACAACAAGUCCAGUGACUGCUGGGUUUCCCUGAACGGGAAGGUCUUAAACCUGACACCGUGGCUUGAACAACAGUUCAGGAUGUGCCGAUGUCAGAAGAACUGCUGUUGUCCUGUGAAAAACUGGUACUGUAGUGAUGAUUGCGUGGAGUACUGCCCUUGCUUCAAGAGGGGGUUCUUUUAUUGCGAUGGAAAAAGGCUAGCAAUGACAGUCGUCGCGUACGCCGGCAAAGACAUCAGCCAUUGGUUCAAAUCGGACGAGUGGGUCCAAUACGUGCAUCCGAUCGUCGGCACCCGCACACCGUUCAUGCAGCACGGACCCGACAAGACCAAGCCGGUGGUGCCGUCAACAAGAUGGCGGCCAGUCGAGGACCCGUGGUGGCUGGACGAGAAGUAUGUUGUGGGAAAAGCAACUGCCAAGACCAGGCCUAUCAGAAUUGUUAAUACUUUGACAGGCUCCACGGUAACCCUAGAAGUGUGUUCUGAGGAGACUAUCUACCAGAUAAUGAUGCGGUAUCUGCCACACAACGGCCAUAUGCAAUCUUACACCUGGCGGUACCUCGGAAAAGGUCUCUGCUACGACAAGAACCUGACAGACAACGGGGUGCUUGACGACCGCGAGCGCUUCGCCGAUGUCAACCUGGCGGAGAACAACCACAUUCCAGCACUACUCAUUUAUUACAACGACGACCACACCGAAGAUCCAACGCGAGACGACUGUUUCUGCCACGAGUUCAUCUGUAUGAUCCACAAAGACCAAAAAUGCCGCUGAACAAUCAACAUUUUGCUUCCGAAGAUUGUUUUAUUACAUACUUAUGUAUAAAUUAUUAAAGAUUUUGAAUGGCGCACGUUAUUAAA
Molecule: messenger RNA, 988 nt
Organism: Plodia interpunctella (Indianmeal moth)
Lineage: Eukaryota; Metazoa; Arthropoda; Insecta; Lepidoptera; Pyralidae
Exons: 5
Coding region: 84-902 (272 amino acids)
Source: RefSeq, a predicted model, not a curated record